AUGCAAUUAUUAGGUCUUUUUCAUGACACGUCAAACACAUCUGCAUCUACAACGCUGUCUAUUCAUUCUCGCGCUAUGUUUAAAGCAGCAGUAUUGCUUUCCCAAACAUAUAACAUAAAAAUCGGAGGCCAAUUUAUUGGAUGGCAAACUGCACAAACUGAUGACAAUGUGAUAAGUGCUCUUCGAAGUACGUGCUUUGCAAUGUCUACUUCUAAUAUCAUAGGCAUUGUGGGUCCUGCAUUGUCAAGAGAAGCAAUCCUUAUUGCUGAUUUUGCAGAAACAGUUGGCAUUCCUGUAAUAUCAUACGCAGCAACCGAUCCUGAUUUAUCUGAUCGAAAUGCAUAUCCUGUCUUUCAUCGGACAGUUCCUUCGGAUAAAGUAGCUGCAAUAGCGAUUGCACAAUUGUUCAUACGAUUUAAUUGGACAUCAUGCACAAUUAUCUAUCAAAAUGAUAAAUAUGGUUUAAGUGGUGGGCAAGCACUAAAUGAGACGCUUAGUAAUAAUAGUGUGAUAGUUCUACAAACCGUAUUAUUUGAUACUAUGACACUUAGUAUUCAAGGUGAUCUGAACAGCACUUUAAUCACUAGCUCAACUCGAAUUGUAAUAUUAUGGGCUGAAUCAUAUUAUGCAUCCUUAAUUUUACAAUAUGCUCUUAAUUAUGAUGUACUUGGUCCAAAGUUCACAUGGAUAUUAAGUUCUAAUGUUCCAUUGAACUCUUUUAACCAAUCAUUCUCUCAAAAUUUAAUUGGAAUACUUACUGUAGAACCUACAGUAGGAGAUGUUGUCAAUGAACCAAUAAAUACAACAUUAUU
Messenger RNA from Rotaria sp. Silwood2, 812 nucleotides. Lineage: Eukaryota; Metazoa; Rotifera; Eurotatoria; Philodinida; Philodinidae. The record is from the annotation of a GenBank genome assembly.